AUGAAUUUUGACCAGAAAGCUGUGAAAUUCCUGGCAAACUUUUACAUCAAUGGAGGAAAACACUGGACCCACGGCCCCCUGAGGUUAAAGUCAUUGGUGCCCAGUAACUUCAAGGGCGAGGGGUGGGGGGUGGGGCAGCUCAGGUGCACGCAGGCAGUGUGGGUGGACCGAGGCUGUCCUGUCUGCAGGCCCAAGGAUGCUGCUUUGCGGGGCCCAGGUGCAGGCGCCGCCUGGGAGAUGUGGCCCCCAGCGGUGGUGCUGGAGUCCCCGGAGGGCUCCAGGAUGCACAGGGGCCCCCUCCAGGAGUCCCAGCAAAACUGCACCCGCAGCCUGAAGGAGCUGUGGCUGGAGCAACGCCCCCCCAUCAUGAUCGACCCGGACGUCCCCGGCCCCACCAAGUACCCAGUGCCAGAUGCUUCGGUGCGCGAAUCCUCCCCGCACCCCCACUUCAGCAUCGGCCGCAAGCACCCCGCCCCCGAGGGCGGUGGCCGCAGGGCGUGGCAGACCGCGUGGUUGCAAAGCGAAAGCCCCUUCACACAGAAAGUCGAUUUCUGUUGGGAGCAAAAGUGGCCGUCGCCCGCCGACUACCGUCCACUCAGUGGCCCUGCUUUCCCGGCCUUUAGCUUCGGGGGCCCCCGCACCACCUCCAAGACCCGCGAUGUGCGCACACGUCCAGGGCUGCUUCGGGCCCGCGGUGCAGGUCCCCGGUCUCAGCCCCUGUCGCAGCUUCCCAGCCCCGGCACCUACGACAUCCUUCCAGGGUGCCGCCUGCGGGGCCCGCGUUCGCCCGCCUUCACCAUGAGCCGCUCCCCUGUGUCCGCCUCGUGGGUCAGCUCCUCCCACACCCCCGGCCCAGCCGCCUACUACGUGGAGGAUUGCUAUAACUCGCGCUUCCCCUCGGCGCCCGGAGUGGUCAUCCAGGGCGUGCGAAGACCCAAGCGCCAUGAUACAGGCCCGUUCUGCGCACUUUAGAGCCAGAUGGGGAGUUACCGCAUGGACCCUGCCUGCCCCGGCGCCUUUCCAGACCUCCCUUUGGGACUCAGCGACCCUAAUCUGGACGUUUAACCCUCUGGCACCCCGGAUCUAUGC
Messenger RNA from Artibeus jamaicensis (Jamaican fruit-eating bat), 1089 nucleotides. It is a transcript of the gene STPG3, whose product is annotated as sperm-tail PG-rich repeat containing 3. The coding region runs from base 1 to 972 and encodes 323 amino acids. NCBI's taxonomy places the organism in Eukaryota, Metazoa, Chordata, Mammalia, Chiroptera, Phyllostomidae. The record is from RefSeq and is a predicted model, not a curated record. The transcript has 5 exons.